AUGGCGGCGCCCAGCGGGCUGUGUCCCUGCCUGCUCCCGCUGCUGCUGCUGGCGGUGCCGCUGGGAGCGGCGGCCACCCCCGGCACCCCCGGCUGCGGCUGCAGCGCCAGCCGGGCCGCCGGCGACGGGCGGGAGGCGGCGGCGCGGCGCUACUCGGCGGCGGCGGGCAGCGGGCGGAGCGCCGGGCGCGGGCCGAUGGUGCUGAUCCCAGGAGGGGUGUUCACCAUGGGCACCCAGGAGCCCGAGAUCCAGCAGGAUGGAGAGGGGCCAGCCCGCAGAGUGCACCUGAGCAGCUUCCACAUGGACCAGUACGAGGUCAGCAACCAGGACUUCCAGAGCUUUGUCAAUGCCACGGGCUACGUCACUGAGGCAGAGAAGUUUGGUGACUCUUUUGUGUUUGAGGGGAUGCUGAGUGAAGCAGUGAAGGCUGACAUCCACCAAGCAGUGGCAGCUGCUCCCUGGUGGUUGCCUGUGAAAGGAGCCAGCUGGAGGCACCCUGAGGGCCCCGGCUCCAGCAUCUCCAGCAGAAUGGACCAUCCAGUCCUUCAUGUUUCCUGGAAUGAUGCCAUGGCCUUCUGCACGUGGGCAGGGAAGAGGUUGCCCACGGAGGCUGAGUGGGAGUACAGCUGCCGAGGGGGGCUGGAGAACAGGCUUUUCCCAUGGGGAAACAAAUUGCAGCCCAAAGGGCAACACUAUGCCAAUAUCUGGCAGGGAGAAUUCCCCACCAACAACACAGCAGAGGAUGGGUACAAGGGGACUGCACCUGUCUCUGCCUUUCCCCCCAAUGCUUACGGCCUCUACAACAUGGUGGGGAAUGCCUGGGAGUGGACGUCGGACUGGUGGGCUGUGCACCACUCCCCCCUGGAGCUUCACAACCCUAAAGGGCCGUCCUCGGGCACGGACAGAGUGAAGAAGGGUGGAUCCUACAUGUGCCAUAAGUCCUACUGCUACAGGUACCGCUGUGCAGCUCGGAGCCAGAACACCCCCGACAGCUCCGCGUCCAACCUGGGCUUCCGCUGCGCCGCCGACAGCGCCCCGGGGCCCCGCUGACCACACUGCCCACACUGCCAGGGCCUUCCUCGGGCACAGGAGGGCUGCAUCCCACCCCAGGGAGAACAGACACCAGCAGUGGCCCUUGCUGGUGACACACAGUGGAAAAAUCUUGCUUCAAGUUGCUGCUGAGGGAAGAAAAACCAGCGUGACUCAACAGCGCUUUUGGAGAGCCUUUGUGUUCACGAGCAAUCUGGCCUGGAUUUAAAGCCUGACCAGGGUGUUUUGGAUUCAACUGGAACAAAACUGAGCAGAAACAUGCCAAUCAUGUUUUCAAAGAUUACUUAAUCCCAGAAUUAGGCUGGGAAAAAACCUCCAGAGUUACUGAGCUUAACCCUUAACUGAUCACUACCUUGUGAAUUACAACUCCUCUUUAGACAAGAUCUUUAUUAAUUACUUUUAUUUAUGUAGAGCUUCUACAUUCAAAUGCAAUAAUCAAAGACUUUAUAAGACAGCUUUAAAAGAAAUUCUAGGCAGUUAGGAAAUUCUAGGCUGCUUUGAGAGACAAUGGAGUCAGGAAUGAGGGCUGGGAGAUAGCAGCUCUCCCCACAGGCAGCUUGCCUUUUGUUACAUUCCACUUGCAGUGAAAAUCAUGUCCAGAAAUGGGCUUCUCCUGGGCAGAUAUUUGCUGCUCUUUGGGAAGUGCCUUCAGCAGCUGAGGGUGAUAAUCCUCAGGGUGAUGAUGAUUAGAAAUCUUGUACAUAUUUUAAUAAAAUAUCAAGCAUUUGUUUAUGCAAAAUACUUUUAUUGAUGGAAAAACAGAAUUUCCUUUGAAUUUCUUGGAUGCAGUGUAGGCUUAUUGUAGGGACUUGGAAAAUACAAUACUGGCCUCAUAAGAAACUGAAGCUAAUGAAUGAUUCCACUUGAGUAAAAGUCAUGGAAGUGAUGGUAGAUGGAACUGUGAACCCUAAGACCCAACAGGGUAAAUUUCUAAACUGUUCUGUUGAAAGUAAGAUUCCUCACUGAAAAGGAGAGAAAUUUUAACAAGUGAGAAGGGAAAUAGGAACAAUUGAAAGCAACCUCAUUUUGGGAUCUGCAUGUAACGGUGGAUUCACAAAAGCCUUGGCACUGAUGCUGGUCCUUGCCAGUGCUGUCUGUGCUGUAGAUAAUUUGGGUUUGAGUUUAAUGCAAAUCCAUCACGUGGCAGCUCCUGCAGUGCUUUCAUGUUGAAAAGGUGACACAGGAGAACGCCUGGGCAGGCCUUCAGCAAACACCAGCCUCCAGUGGGGUCCAGGUAAGCCCAGCAAGCAGAAAAAUCUAUCCCAGGACACAGCAUGACGUGGCACAAUAUUGAGAUAUUGAUAAUCAUUAUUGCACUCGGAGCAGAAGAGAGGAGGGAGGAUGAAAAGGAGCUCAGAGCCUUUUGAGCUGUUUGAGUGGAUUAAUUCUGGAAGAGCACACUGAGCUGUGAGGGGCAGACUGGGGCUCCGAAGCUGAAAGGAGUUAGAAGGAGAAGGUGAACAGAACUUCAGCAGAUACAAUAGUCCAUUCCCUAUUUUCUUAACUAGGAAAAAAAUAGGGGAUUUUUUUUUUUCAGUAGGAUUUUGGUCCACUCCCCCAGGCAGCUGCAGUGCCAAGGCAUGGUGGAGUAUAGUGCUGUAUGGAAAAAGGCCACUAAUAACUGUCAGGAUGGUUUAGAACUCCAUUAACAAUUAUUUUGUUUAUACAAGGCCGUCAGUGUGGCUGUUUUGAGCGGUCCAACACUGUUGCUCUGUUCUGAGCUGGGGAAUUUGCUCUGAGCAGAUAACUGGGAUCAGGUCACUCCCAGGAGCUGCAGCACUGGCCUGGAUUGAGGCUUGGGUUGCAGGGACAGAGGGCUCAGCUGUGCUCCUGCUGUAGGGCUGUGAUCAAGGACCAGAUACUGUGAAAGGUGGCUGGGUUUUUUUAAAUUUGCACUUCCUUAACUACUCAAAAUCAUGCCAAGUUUAUACUCAUAACAGGAAGGUAACAAACCGUGCUGAAAAUGAGGAGUGCAGAUGCUGUAACACUCAUCUGGAAAUUUUUCUAAGGAGGGAAAGAGGAAGUGGAUUGGAUAAUCUGCUCCCAGCCCCGUGGUCUGAAAGUGGCUGGUGUGAUGCAUUUUCAGGGAGAAAACCAGAUAAAACUCCUUUCUACCCAAGAGACCUUGCAGUCCAGGCUGUGCUCUGGAAUUCUGUGCAUUCCAAGGUACAGGAUCCUGGGAGUUUCCUUCCUGUAACAGCAGGAACCUGAAGAGACAAGGACUGAAGUUAAUGUCCACUCAGCCUGGAAACUACUUCUGACAAGCAGCUGAAAUCCUUUGGAAGGUUUCUGCACUGAAAUGACAUUUAAUGAUUAACCCAAAGAGAAAUCACAUGGAAAUGUUUAUCUUAACAUAAACCCACAGCUGUGUCUAAACCCCAACAGCAGCAGGAAGGCACUUUAAUGGGAGAGGUUAACACUGCUUGGUAUCAAGGAAGCAAACAUAAACACCAAGUAUGAUUUUGUUUAGUAAAUAGCUAAAUGUCCUUUAUCCCUGGUCAGUAUCAGGUUAAUCAGAGUGGUUUGGGUUGGAAGGGACCUUAAAAAGCUCAUCUAGUUCCAACCCUUCUCCCCAGAGCUGGGGACCUUCAUUCAAAGCUGCAUCCUUGAAUAUUCUGAUUAUAUUUCAGUAGGAAACUAAAUCUCCCAAUGAAUAUUGAAAUAUUGGUAAUCAUUACUGUGCUUUGAGAGUGGACAGGAUUAUAAAGAGCUCCCAGUUUUUAGCUGUUUGCCUGGAUUCCUUGUGAAAGUGCACACUCAGUUGGGAGUGACAGCUCAGUCCUUCAGUGGCACCAAUCUUUCAGGUUCAAAUCAAAGUUGUCUGUAAUUUAAAAAUGAAGUUACUGAUCACCUGCAGAACAGCUGAUCCCCAUGAGAUGUACUCCCUUGUGUGCGUUACAUCAAAGGGUAUGGAAACAGGAAAAGAUCCAACUGUCCAGAGCAAAUAAUUGAUGGUUUGUGCUGCUGAUGGUACAGUGUGACAUGGAUAAAAAAACUGAAUUGCAGUUUAUCCAUCUUAAAUAUCAAAACCAGCCUAUGUGAAGCUACCUUAACUUGAUCUUUGCAGAAAGGAAGUGAAGGAACGUGCAGUUACAGAAUGUGCUCAUGUGGCAGUGCAUCCCUGGGGGAAGGAGGUGCUCAGCAAAGCCCUGCACAGCUGUUAGAGCCAGACAGGGAUGAUGCAGAGAAGAUGGAAUGACCUUCUCCCUGUGCUGGGAAAGGCCAGGCCUUGCUUAACGCUGCCUGGCCCUGGAGUAGUGAAAACAUGCAUCAGUUAGCAGCUGAAAGGACCCUCGUGCAUCUGUCAGCUGUUCAGCACACAACACAAAUCUUGUCAUUCGGAUGCACUUCUGUAUUUCUACUUUCAGCAGGCUGUCAGCAUCAUCCUGCUGCAGGGGCUGCAUUUGCUUCCUGAGCAUGUACUGAGUGCUGGGCAGUAACAGAUGUGCUGCUUGUUGUGAUUGCAGAGCUCUGAUGAGAGCGGCCUCGAGGCUGAGGUGAUUAAAAAAGAUGGGAUGUUGUAAUCGUCAGAGACUGCUGUUCUGCACCACUUCAGCAAAGCUAAAUGGGAGUGAAGGAGCCAGUCAGUCACAGCUGCUUUGGGCAUGCAGCUAUAUGGGACACACCAAGUAUUAAAGCUACUCUCCUUUUACAUCAAUAAUUAGUAGCUACUAUGAUUUGUGGAACAAAACAAAAUUACAGCAAGUAAUUUAAAAACAAGAAUUUAAUGGAUUUUAAGAAUCUAAUGCCUUUCUUGCAAGAGUCAUGGUUCAUGGUGUUAUCAGUGACUUUCCUUGCUGUUAUCAUGUCCUGUCCAUGUACAAGUGCCAAAGGUACCAAUUCUUUCUGAAGAGACUGAGAGAGCUGCUUUAACAUACAGCAAGCUCUCAAAGGAAAACCAGGCAAAAACACCAGGCCUGGCUUAGUCACCGAUUUUGCAAGAUUGGAACAUCUUGAAUCUCCAAUAAUCCCUUGUACUAUCCACCUUAAAAAGGUUUUUCCAUGAUAUUAGUUCUCGAAACCAUGUCUCUGUGCUGCUCCUCAGAGCCACAUGUGCUUUCUUGUUGGAACAGAAUGAGUUUAACUGCUAGGGAAAUCAGUAUUUUUAGGUGUGUUUAAGGCUGAAAGUCUGUGGAGAACUGGCUGGUGUGGAAAAAAGGGAGCUGUCCCAAGGUAAGAAGGAGGCACACGUGCGGGAACCACAGUAGCAAGGUUUCCUCAGGCUGUUCUCUUCCUCCAGAGGUUUGUGUUCUCUGCUGGCUUCUGGUGAAUUAUGGAAUCUUCCAGAGUAAUCAUAUGAAAGCUCCUCUCCAGCAGAAAUAUCAACAGCUGCAAAAAGUGCCAGCUUGGGCACCAUGGAGUCAACUCUCACCGGCACCAUGAAGAGGUUGGGUUCGCAGGAGUGGUUCAGGAACCUGCCCACGUUCCCGACGCGGGUGGGAUCCACGAAGGUCUCCAUGACCCGCCCGUCGUGCAGGUGCUCCCUCACUGCUAUGAUGUAGUUUGGCUCCUGUGGGCUCUGGGCCUGGAUUCUCCUCUGGGCCUCAGCAAAGCCCAGCACCUCCCCGGCGUACUCGCAGACGAAGCUGCCGGCGGGGAUGGGCUCCAGCGCGCGCACGCCCCAGCCCUUCCUCUGCGUGCGGAACACCUGCAGCCGCAGCCGCAGCCCCCGCUGCACCAGCCUGUUCUGGCAGCCCUCCCCACAGCAGCACAGGCUGUUGCACUCGAACACGGGCCUGGAGAAGGGCUGCUGCUGCUGCUCCGCCAGCCUGAGGCGCAGGCUGCUGUAGCUGUGCCCGCGGCUCAGGCACGGGCAGGCGGGAGCCUCGCAGGAGCUGCUGCGGCAGGAGCAGCCCGGGAAGGUGACUGCAGUGGGGUCGAGCUCUCCGUCUGCUCCGGCCACACUGUCGGGGCUGUACUGCAGAGAGAACAGCAGUCAGAGCCUGCUUGAAACCAGAAUGGCAAAAAAGUUUGUCUGUAAAUGGCUGAUCCCAGAACCAAAAUCACGAAUGCUUUGCUUUUCUGUAAACUUCCAACUCAAACCUGUCUGAAAUGUUUAAAAGAAUACAAAUCGAAUAUUCCAUAUAGACAAGAAACCAGAAUGGUAAAAAAGUUUGUCUGUAAAUGGCUGAUCCCAGAACCAAAAUCACGAAUGCUUUGCUUUUCUGUAAACUUCCAACUCAAACCUGUCUGAAAUGUUUAAAAGAAUACAAAUCAGAUAUUCCAUACAGACCAGAAAUCAGAAUGUUAAAAAAGUUUUGUGCCUGUAAAUGGCUGAUCCCAAAACCAAAAUCAUGAACGCUUUGCUUCUCUGUAAACUUCUGACUCAAACUUUUCUGAAAUGUUUAAAAGAAUACAAAUCAGAUAUUCUAUACAGACCCAA
Molecule: messenger RNA, 6433 nt
Organism: Lonchura striata (white-rumped munia)
Lineage: Eukaryota; Metazoa; Chordata; Aves; Passeriformes; Estrildidae
Gene: SUMF1
Product: sulfatase modifying factor 1
Biological process (GO): protein oxidation
Cellular component (GO): endoplasmic reticulum
Molecular function (GO): formylglycine-generating oxidase activity
Source: RefSeq, a predicted model, not a curated record